GCCCACUCCGUGUUUCCCCAAGUUUCACUUUUAUCAACAACAACAAUCUGCGCUGAGGACGAGCUUUUAAACGCAAGAGUUAGAGAAUUGUUCAAAAACGUUCAGUGUUUAAAACAAUAUAAACAAUGUUUAUGACUGAGCACAGACACGACAGCUUCGGUGCGAGUUAGACGCUGAACUUUGGACCCAUAUCGCUUUUUAAAUAAUUCCGGAAGACAGCUUGCAGAUAUGCUGCAAUCGAAACCUAAACUUGGAAACCAAAAGGUGAAGGGUGCGGUUUAAAGUCCUGAAGUUGCCAUGACAAGUAAAUCUUGACUAUAGCCUACACUUCAAACCCCAUCAUGGCUCUCUCAGCCGUCCCAGAAUGGAGGGAUAAGAUGGCAGGAGAGCAGCAAGUGGAGGACGAGUUUACCUGCCCAGGUGUUUUGCAGGGCUCUCUGCUGUCCCUGAAACCCACGGUGGAGCGAGUGUUUGGUGUGACUUUGAGAAUUGGUGGGGAAGACACCUCAUAUGCCUCUCAGGAUGGACAAAUUUGGCUCCAACUGAAGGGAAGGAAACAAGAAGUGGAGGCAGCAAAGCUUUUUAUAAAAGGUAUUGUGAACCAAGAGGCUCAGAAGGAAGUUCAAUAUCCACAUGUCCUUCAGUGUGUGUUCUGUGGUGCCAAGGGGUUAUUUAUUGACUGCCUGGUUAGAAAUACCUCAGCACAUAUAGUGGUGGGCUCAGUAGGUUGUCUCCUCAUCUCUGGGCUGGCCGAACCUGUUGUGAAGGCCUACUCCCUUGUCAUAGACCUGAUAGACAAGUACAGUUCUAGCCAAGCACAACCUUCUCAGGCAAGAAGUGAGUCCAUGGAUUCUCGUCGGACCUUCAAAUCCCUAGUGGAGAGACUGGAGGACAGUCACACCCUAGAACUGCUGGUCCUGCCAGUGAUGGUGAAAGAAGUUCUUCUGGACUUAAUUAAGCAGUCAGGACUAGAUCCAAACACUUUGGACAGUGGUGUAGUUUCAGCCGGAGCCACAAAACCUCUAAAAAUUCAGGAGAGAAUGGAUAGACUGAUGCUAAAAGAAUCUAAGGAGAACCAGAACCAUGAGAUUUUAAACAGCGCCACCAUUUCUCCCAGAGCAAACGGGACACCUUUUUUUAACUUUUCAGAUUAUAGAAUCAAUGAUACAGGAAAGCAAAAUAAUCAAGCAGAGUCUCCAAGUCACUUAUUCCACUGUUUGGCAGCAGGCACAGAAUCAAGACCUGGUGCUGCAAGUGCAGAUGUAAAGAAACAAGACAGACAAGUGCACACGUGGUCUGAAGGUGUACCCCAUGAUAUAGAGGAGGAAGAAGAGUUAAAUCAGGAGGAUCAACAUGAAGAAAGCUUGUUGUCCACAGCAAGUAAACAAGAAAAUGAGCAUCUACUUAAAUUCUUCACUGCAAUGGGCUUCAACGAUGAGGUGGUAUGUAGAGUUUUGGCCCGUACUGGACCCAGAGAACCCUCUCAGGUUCUUGACCUGAUCCAGCAAGAGCAAGAUAAAACAAUGAUCCAGAUGUUAAAUCAGGAGGUAAAUGGGGCUCCAGGGGCCAAAGACGAGGAUUUUGUCCUUGAUGUGAUGAAGAAAGCAGCAGCCAGCUGUGGGUACACAGAGGAGAAGGUGGCUGAGAUUUACAGCAACCUCCCUGAAUUGAAACCGCAUGAGCUGAUCCUGGAACUGCAGAGGAAGGGCAUGAGGGAAUCCAGUGGCAGGAAAGACAGCAAGAGAAAGAAAGCAGAGGAAAUAGAGGAGCAGAGGAAAAAUGCACCCAUUCUUCAAAGAUCCAAAGAAAGUCCUUUAAAGGAAGAGAAGAAAACUGAGAGAAAUAAUGGGAAGAGUGGAAUGACAAAUAUAGAAAAGACUGAGAAUGAUAGAGGAGGAAGUUUAGAAGCAGUGACUAAAAAGAAGCAAGAUGUGCAAGCAUAUGGGAGAGGAAAGUCAAGUGUAGGACUGAGGAUGCCAGAACUCUUAACUGAGCUUGACAAGAUGGACUUGGCAAGCACUAAACCAGAUAUUUUUUCAUCUUCAUUCCAUACCAUUCCGCCUUCUGUAUGUGGGCCUCCUCAGCCAACUUACCCAUCUCCACUGCAAUCCAACAUCUCAGAAGAAAAAAGUGGCCCAGCAGAGCCCACUUUUCUCAAGCCUAAGCACAAACCUCUACCAAGCAAAGCAGGUGCAGUCAUCACCGGACAACAGCGCUUCUUGGAAGGCUUAGAGACACCUUUUGUCCUCCAGCUGACGGAUGACCAUGGUGACCCAGGGCUGCGGCAGAUCAUCAUUGAUGGGAGCAACGUUGCCAUGACGCAUGGUUUGGGAAUAUUUUUCUCCUGUCGAGGCAUUGCUUUGGCUGUGGAGUACUUCUGGAACCAAGGCCAUCGCAAAAUCACAGCACUCGUUCCCCAGUGGAGACAGAAGAAAGACCCAAAGAUAAAAGAGCAGCACUUUCUGGCACAACUGCAGGAUCUUGGUCUCCUCUCGUUUACCCCAUCUAGAGAGUUUAAAGGACAGAGGAUAAAUUCCUAUGAUGACAGAUUUAUGCUGCAGCUUGCAAGGCAGACAGAUGGAGUGAUUGUAACGAAUGACAACAUGAGAGACCUUGUGGACGAGUCAGUUGGGUGGAAAGAAAUCAUCAAGACAAGGUUGCUCCAGUACGUGUUUGCAGGGGACCUCUUUAUGGUGCCGGAUGAUCCUCUAGGCCGAAGUGGACCCCACAUUAAUGACUUCUUACGGACACAGAAGAGUCCCCCUGUUCCUGGCAGUCACACAUUUGCUGGUAUGGCCUCAAAUGUCCCCCAACCCUCAUCUCAACCCAGAGCUCAGACGGAAGUGCUGAAGUACCGUGAGCGGACACCUGGGGGCGUCGGCAGAGCUCACGGGUCAGUAAGGGGUCAUUCCCAGGGUGGAAAUGAGAUGGAGAGGUCAGCAGAGGAGACGCUCAGGCUGAAACAGGAUUUGGUGCAGAUUUUUCCAGGGCAGGAGAGUGUGGUUACAAUGACCCUACAGUGCUACCCAACUCUCACAGAUAUCAACCAAUUGUCUUAUUUCAUUCUGGAACAAGUGAAUACAGAGGAGUAGAAAAGCAUGAAUGUGAGUUUGAAAUGAGAGAGACGGGCUCAAUAAUAUAACCAUCAAUAAUAUAACCAUCAGGCUAUGGGUGAAUCAGGGCUUGUAUUCACAAAGUAUUUGAAAAUAACAGUCUUGAGAAAACAAGAAACUGAUCUUGACAUUAAAACAUGAAAAAUAAGUCCUUAACAUUUAGCUGUGAACUGUUAGUUAUUUGCAGUGCUAACAAAUAGAGUAUGCAGUGGCUAGGAUCUUGAUGUCUACUUCAUGGCAAUAAAAAAAAGUUUAGAAAAUACAGUGUGUAUGUUUUAGACCAGCGCUGUGUCAACCUGUGUUUUUUCUAGCUCUAUUUUGUCUUUUGCAUUCCUAUUUAAAGCGUGUUCCACUGAUCAACAUAAUGAUUAAUUAAUAUUUUAUCAGACAUAUUACAUGCAGUAAAGUACUAUUUCUUUUGAUUGUGCAUAUCGUGGUCAUUUUAACUGAACUCAAGGAGCAAUUACACCAACCAAUAUGGCGUCAGUGGCAAUAUUCUUUCAAAUGUCUGUUUUCAUAAUGAAUUUUCAUAAGUCCAGCAAUAAAGUUGUUUUGGAA
Messenger RNA from Pangasianodon hypophthalmus (striped catfish), 3671 nucleotides. RefSeq names its product KH and NYN domain containing (gene khnyn). Gene Ontology annotation, cellular component: nucleus; cytoplasmic ribonucleoprotein granule. Bases 342 to 3092 code for a protein of 916 amino acids. Gene Ontology annotation, molecular function: mRNA binding; RNA endonuclease activity. NCBI's taxonomy places the organism in Eukaryota, Metazoa, Chordata, Actinopteri, Siluriformes, Pangasiidae. The transcript has 9 exons. The record is from RefSeq and is a predicted model, not a curated record.